Molecule: messenger RNA, 3658 nt
Organism: Drosophila serrata
Lineage: Eukaryota; Metazoa; Arthropoda; Insecta; Diptera; Drosophilidae
Biological process (GO): protein dephosphorylation
Cellular component (GO): protein phosphatase type 2A complex
Molecular function (GO): calcium ion binding; protein phosphatase regulator activity
Source: RefSeq, a predicted model, not a curated record
ACUUAAAUAAACUAAAGUUAAUUUAAUUUCCUAAUAGUCCCAAAAUAUUAUGACGGCAUCACUGAUCGCAGGUCGCGAGUGUGUGGGAGCGCUCGUUCUUGGUGGCUGCGAGUGUCAUUAGCGUAGUUGCAGCAGCAACAGCUGAGAUCACCUAGCAAGCACUCUCACUCACUCAUCCGUUCGCUCUAUCGUUCGCUCUCAGUACCGUUCGUAUUGGAUCUCGGAGGCUGAUGUUAUUUUCAGCGGCUGAAGAUUUACAGUAAAAACACGGACCCAAGCAGCAGCGCGUGCACCGCUAUACGCUCAGUUAUACGAAAUCUCCGAUUUUUGAGGGCUGCUCCGCUCCGUUCUGAUCUGUUGGCUGUUAAUUUUAGACUUGCCAAGCGGAAGCUUGCCAGAGUUUUCCAAAAUAUUCAACGGGACGGCCGCCGCGUGUGUUUUCCUGUUCGGUCAUCAUCGUCAUUGCGAAUUUCACCCAAAAAGAAGGAGGCGAAAGUGUCGUGCCGCGAAAAUGCCGAUUAACCUCUGCUCGGCACGGUCUCUACGGAGAAAAGUUGAAAACGCUGAAAAUGUGAAAAGUGAAUGAAACGCAUGUGAAUCUCGAGCGCAACGCAACAAAGCGAAUUAAAUACGGAACAAAUUAAGAAUUUAAUAAAUUAUUGAAAUGAAAAUGUGAGCAGUGAAAAUGUGAUUUCCAAAAAACAACUCAUAUAGAGAGAGAAAGAGACGCGACAACUUAGUAGUAGUGACACACAGAGAGCUUUCGAGAUACUACAUCAAAAUGCAGGCCAAUUCGAGCACCACCACAACAACCACGACCACCAAGACCAAGAAGCUGAGCAGCGGAUCGGCGGGCAACGUGAUCAGUUCCGUGGCGGUGACGAGUGCCAUCAAGACGACCACCACCACACGCAAGCCAGCGGGCUCUGGAGCGGGCGCCAGUCCCAAGUCGUCCCCCAAGUCACCUGGCUCCAGUGCGCCCGUCUCCGUCUCCGACAUCGAUUCUAAUGCGGAGAUCGCGGAGCUGUCAAAGAAGAUCAACGAGCAUGCCGACGCCAUCUAUCACACGUGGAAGAGCCGGGGUAUUCCGCCCCCGGAACUGCUGCAACUAUACACAAAUGCCGGAGGAGCCGGAGACUUGUCCGACGUGGCUUCUCCCACGGCAGAUACCGAGGGCCUCAAAAAGAUGGUCACCAGCUUCGUGAACAAGGACAAGGAGCAGCGGGGCAAAACCAAUAGCCUCAAGAAGUCCGAAAUCACAACCAAUGGCAAGGUGAAAAAGGCAUCUUCUCCUGCAACCUCCAGCUAUACAUCCGUCCCCGAACCAGCCCUGCAGUCACCCAAAAAAGUGGCCGCCAUUUCCACCAGCAAAGCCUUGCCCGAUGUCAAUCUCAACUACGACAUAAACCUGCAUCUGGACGUCAACAAUCUGUCACAGCAGCAGACGCACAACCUGCUCAAGAUCAGCGAGUUGAUCCAGCAACAGAAGGAUUCACCGGCGACGACGGCCACUGCCAAGAAGCGCCAGAGCAGCAAGGCCGCCGCCACCAACAGCAGUAAUUCCCUGGGCAGCAGCAGCAGCAGCAGCGGCAGUAGCCAGAAGCUAGCAGCUUCCGAGCAGCCCACCAAGAAGCAGAGCAAGGCCGGCAUCAAUGGCAGCAGGAGCGCGAGCGGGCCAGUGGCUGUUAGCAUAGACGUGGUGGAUGCGCCCGCCACGAGAGCGGUGACUGUAGCCAACAGCAGCAACAGCAUCGCUGUGAGUGAUAAAGGCAACGAGCCAGCGACCACAAGUCGCAAGUCAAGCAAAACCAAAGAAAACAGUGCCGAAGGCAAGCCGGCAACCAAAGAGAAGCCAACGGCAACGGCAGCAGGAGCAACUGCAGCAUCAGCAGCGAUUGUAGUCACACGCAAGUCAACAACAAGUCGUAGCGCCACUGAUAACGCAGGCCACACGGCUGCAAACGCACCAGCAACAUCGACAUCAGCAACAUCAGCAACAUCGAUGGAUGCAACGCCAGCAACAUCGGGCAGCACAACGAUGCCAACGUUGAAUAAAGUCAAACCGACGAGCGGGGCGCGGGCGGCCCUCGCCAAUGGCCAGGACAAGAUUAACCUCCUCACCCGCGGCUCCGUGGCCGAGCGCGUGCUCAUGUUUGAGAAGUGCCCGGAUGUGCGGCACUCGUUUCUGAACAUCAAGCGCCCGCAGGCGGACACUGCGCCCAAGAGUCUCCUCAAGGUCAAGCUGCACGCCACACCGCCACCGCCGCCGGAACAGAAUCUGCUUCAGAAGGAGAUCCGCUCCACGAAGAGCGUCUAUAUACCCAGGUUCUACUUUCCCCAUGGCAAGCCACAGCCAACGAUUGCCAUGGAGCGGGUAAUCCGUGGCAUUCUCUCCGCCUUCGACAGCUUUCCCAAUAACCAGGUGACCAAGGAUGAGCUGCCCCGCAUCCUUAAGAUAUGCGGCCUGCCCUUUUACUGGCGCCUGCCGGUGAUGGUCUUCUGCCAGUCGACCAGCACGGGUCUCGUGGAGCGUCAGCGGUUCGUCGAGUUCUGGAAACAAAUGAACAUAUAUUGCCAUGAGGCGGCCUCGAGAUUCGUGUACAUUCUGUCGCGUGGCCAGAGAUUCCGCUCGUACAUCGUGCCCGAGGACCUCGUGCCAAUGGUGCAGGAUGUGGUGGACACACAUCCCGGCCUGGCGUUUCUCAAGGAGGCCACCGAGUUCCAUUCCAGAUACGUGCACACAGUCAUCGCGCGCAUUUUCUAUUCGGUGAACCGCAGUUGGAGCGGCAAGAUCACAAUAUCCGAGCUGAAGCGGUCCGAUCUUCUGGAGAUGAUUAGCCUGCUGGAGGAGGAGGAGGAUAUCAACCAGAUAAUGGCCUUCUUUAGCUACGAGCACUUUUACGUGAUCUAUUGCAAGUUCUGGGAGCUGGACAAGGAUCAUGACCUUUUGAUCAGCCAGGAGGAUCUAGCGAAGCACAGUGAUCAUGCUUUGUCUACACGCAUCGUGGAGCGGAUCUUUUCCGGCUGUGUAACGCGUAGUGACAACAAAAAGGCUCCGGAGGACGAGGCUAAGAUGUCCUAUACGGACUUUGUAUGGUUCAUCCUGUCGGAGGAGGACAAGCGGACACCGACGGCCAUCGAGUACUGGUUCCGCUGCAUGGACGUCGACGGCGAUGGGGUGCUCUCUAUGUACGAGCUGGAGUACUUUUACGAGGAGCAGCAGCAGCGAAUGGAGGGCAUAGGCAUCGAAUGCCUACCCUUCGAGGACUGCCUGUGUCAAAUGCUGGACAUGAUCAAGCCGGCGAAUCGCGACUGCAUCACAUUGGGCGAUCUGAAGCGUUGCAAAAUGACGCACGUAUUCUUUGAUACCUUCUUUAACCUGGAGAAGUAUCUGGAUCAUGAACAGCGAGAUCCCUUCGCCUCACAGCGUGACGAAUAUACCUCCGAUUGGGAUCGGUUUGCGGCACAGGAAUACGAGCUGCUCAUUUCAGAGGAGAACGAUUGAGGUCCGUCAAAAGAUAUUUAUUAACUUACAAAUUUUUAUACAAAUUUAUACACUACGAAAUGAAAAAGAAACAGAAAAACAAAACAAAAACAAGGAACUACUUUUAGUCCAUAUGUGCAAUAAAUUCAGAUUAUUUAUUAUGAGUUCUGCAGA